This is a messenger RNA of Betta splendens (Siamese fighting fish), 2139 nucleotides long. RefSeq names its product guanine nucleotide binding protein (G protein), beta polypeptide 3a (gene gnb3a). The record is from RefSeq and is a predicted model, not a curated record. Bases 287 to 1309 code for a protein of 340 amino acids. Gene Ontology annotation, biological process: G protein-coupled receptor signaling pathway. Gene Ontology annotation, cellular component: cytoplasm; heterotrimeric G-protein complex. Gene Ontology annotation, molecular function: protein binding; signaling receptor complex adaptor activity. The transcript is spliced from 9 exons. NCBI's taxonomy places the organism in Eukaryota, Metazoa, Chordata, Actinopteri, Anabantiformes, Osphronemidae.
CCAAUCCUCAUCUGUUCAUCAUAGGAGCAGUGGCCGGAGCGAGCGAGCAAGCGAGCGAGCGACGGAGGACUAUCCCACAGCGUGUGAAGUCAAAAGUGAACAAGCAGGAAAAAAGUCUAGAAGCACUUAAGUAAACUUAUGACAACAGGCCGAGAGAAGCUGCCGGAGGAAGAGUGAUUAAAGAUCCGUGUGUCACAGACCGAGAGGAGUCUCCUCACUGGGCCGCCAUCCUUCCCGACGCAUCUCCCCCUCUCUCUGCUGAGCUCAGUGCCUGACGACCUUUGCCAUGGGUGAAAUGGAGCAGCUGCGGAAGGAGGCGGACGCGCUCAAAGACCAGAUCACUGCAGCUCGCAAGGCCGUGCAGGACACCACGCUGGAGGAGGCCGCCGCCGGCGUGGCUGUGGUGGGACGUGUUCAGAUGAAGACCAGGAAGACGCUAAGAGGUCACCUGGCCAAGAUCUACGCCAUGCACUGGGCCACCGACUCCAAGCUGUGUGUCAGCGCCUCGCAAGAUGGAAAGCUCAUAGUGUGGGACAGCAUCACAACCAACAAGGUCAACGCCAUCCCCCUCAAGUCAUCGUGGGUCAUGACUUGUGCCUACGCCCCGUCCGGGAACCUGGUGGCUUGCGGCGGUCUCGACAACAUGUGCUCCAUCUACAACCUCAAGGGCAAAGACGGCAACGUGAAGGUCAUGCGCGAGCUGGCGGCGCACACAGGCUACCUGUCCUGCUGCCGCUUCAUCAGCGACACUGAGAUCAUAACCAGCUCUGGAGACUGCACCUGCAUACUAUGGGACAUUGAGACAGGAACCCAGAAAACGAGCUUUGCCGGACACCAGGGAGACUGCAUGUCGCUGGCCGUGUCCCCAGACUUCUCGUACUUCAUCUCAGGCGCAUGCGACUUCACGGCCAAGCUCUGGGACAUCAGGGACGGCAACUGCAGACAGACGUUCGCAGGCCACGAGAGCGACAUCAAUGCCAUCGGGUUCUUCCCCAACGGCCAGGCAGUGAUAACAGGCUCCGAUGAUGCCACCUGCAAGCUGUACGACCUGCGAGCUGACCAGGAGCUCAUCACGUACCAGGACUCCAGCAUCAUGUGUGGGGUGACCUCCCUGGCCCCCUCCCUGUCCGGCCGCUUGAUCCUGGCCGGCUACGAUGACUUCAACGUCAACAUCUGGGACUCGCUCAAAGCCGAGAGAGUGGGGGCCCUGGCCGGUCACGACAACAGGGUGAGCUGCAUCGGGGUGUCCGCGGACGGCAUGGCGUGCUGCACGGGCUCCUGGGACAGCUUCCUCAAGAUCUGGAACUGAAGCAGAACGACAGCGGUUCACAUCUGCCUGAGAGUGAGGGAAGGAGAUAAUGAAGAGCUAGGAGUUUGAGGGAGGGAUGAGGAGCCACACAGGGUGAGGGGAGGGGGUUUUAAUUGUGCCAAGUCCCACCUGAGGUUCCAGGGGGGCUGUAAUAUAAAGACGUUCUCCUCUCUGUCCCGUCGCGUUCUCACCUUUCUUCUCACGCUAUGCGGGAAUUCGUUUUGGAGCAGAGGGGUGGGGGUCUCAGGAAAGAGCAGCCUCUUGAUAGCGAAUCAUAGUGCGGUUUAGGUUUUAAUAUCGUAUGCACAUUUACCACAGCGAUUGGAAGAUCACCCAAUGAGAACCGUUGCCAAACGGGAACGCUAGCGCACUGGACGAGGUAGAAUUCAACAUCAACGUAGGUUCACUCUAUAAUAAUAAUAAAUAAUACGCUGUUUCAUAUCAUUGCAUUUUGUUUCAGGCUGUUGUUUGUUCCUAGUUUUGGUAGCUUCUCUAGAUCCUCACAUUUACUUUCUUUUCAUCCUCCAAUUUAAUUUAAAACAGAGUUUUAGUUUGCAGACGUCUACGUUAGUGUUUGAGUUGUUCUGUGUGUGACUCAUGGACGACGUUUCACAGGACUUAGGGUCCCAUCAUUUCACAUAGCAUGUGGUAGCUAGACCUGAAAACUGCUUUGGGUAAACUGUUUAACUGACAGAUGGGAUAAUAAAAAUGCUUUUUAUGGUUCACUAAGCACUUACAAAAAAAAAAAAGAUGACCCAUUUGUCUCAGGAUAAAUCUCUUUGUAUGAGUGUUGUUUUGGAUGAUAACUGCUGUUGUGUGGACAUGAGCAA